CUUUCCGGUGAUGGCGGCGGGCGGCAGUGACCCGCGGGCGGCAGACGUGGAGGAGGAUGCCUCGCAGCUCGUCUUCCCUAAAGAAUUUGAAACUGCGGAAACUCUCCUGAAUUCCGAGGUGCACAUGCUGCUCGAGCAUCGCAAGCAGCAGAACGAGAGUGCGGAGGAUGAGCAGGAGCUGUCAGAAGUCUUCAUGAAAACCUUGAACUACACAGCCCGCUUCAGCCGCUUCAAAAACCGUGAAACCAUCGCCAGCGUGCGCAGCUUACUGCUCCAGAAGAAGCUCCAUAAGUUUGAAUUGGCAUGUUUGGCUAACUUGUGUCCUGAGACAGCCGAGGAAGCAAAAGCUCUGAUUCCCAGCCUGGAGGGCCGGUUUGAAGAUGAAGAAUUACAACAGAUUCUCGAUGAUAUUCAGACUAAACGCAGCUUCCAGUAUUAAGGGAUUUCUAAAGGAUGCGGAAACUUGCUCUUGGUUCUCAGAAGGUUCAGUGAUGGGCAGCAUCAGUUUCUGUGGUGGUUUUUGUUUGUUUGUUUUAUUGUUUGAUAGGGACAGUGAAUUUUUACAGCUUCAGUAUUUUUCUAUUAUUGUUUAGGUAAAUGGAAAGAUUUUUUAAUUAAAGUUGUGUGGUUUAUAAACAUUACAUACAUAUUAUGAUUUUGUUAAUGAGGAACUUUUUAAUAAAUAGAUCCUGGACAUCUGGGGACUCCCAAGAGUAUAACAACCCAAGUACAAUUUAGGAUGGAUCAGAGCUGUUACUACAAUCACAGUGAGAAUGCAUUGGGGCAGCAUCUCCCUCUCUGCUCCCUUGUUCUGUGCCAAGUGAUUGCAGACACCCGAUCUGUAUCCUGCUGGAAGAAAAAGGUGCAGAAACCAAAUAAUUUUGAUAUUAACACAGCCAGAUAUCCACCUCUGGAAGAAUGGACUCCUUAGCUAGGUUGCUAACUGCCCUAAGUCUGAGAUGAAACCAAACCAUAAGUAAUGUGACACAGUGGAGGGCUGGCUGCUGGUGCAGCCUGUGGG
Molecule: messenger RNA, 1021 nt
Organism: Cinclus cinclus
Lineage: Eukaryota; Metazoa; Chordata; Aves; Passeriformes; Cinclidae
Gene: POLR2D
Product: RNA polymerase II subunit D
Exons: 5
Coding region: 11-439 (142 amino acids)
Biological process (GO): positive regulation of translational initiation; mRNA export from nucleus in response to heat stress; transcription initiation at RNA polymerase II promoter
Cellular component (GO): P-body; RNA polymerase II, core complex
Molecular function (GO): nucleotide binding; translation initiation factor binding
Source: RefSeq, a predicted model, not a curated record